This is a messenger RNA of Phyllopteryx taeniolatus (common seadragon), 7640 nucleotides long. It is a transcript of the gene gad2, whose product is annotated as glutamate decarboxylase 2. The record is from RefSeq and is a predicted model, not a curated record. Gene Ontology annotation, molecular function: glutamate decarboxylase activity; pyridoxal phosphate binding. Gene Ontology annotation, biological process: GABA shunt. Bases 611 to 2365 code for a protein of 584 amino acids. Gene Ontology annotation, cellular component: cytoplasm. The transcript is spliced from 16 exons. Lineage: Eukaryota; Metazoa; Chordata; Actinopteri; Syngnathiformes; Syngnathidae.
AGUAUGAAAUAAUUUAGGUGUAGCGAGCUGUGACACUAAGCGAGACUCGGAGACCCCCUUUUCGUGUCUCUUUUUGGCCCCCAGCAACGGUAGGGGGGGGCGGGGGCAGGCUCCGCCGGCAGCCGCCCAAUGAGACGCCCUCCCGGGCAGACGUCUCGGUUGGCGUUCGGCACGUUCGGAGGGUGAAGUGUGGCGAGCGUGUUGGAGUCACGACGCCACGCAGCUCGGCAUGACCCGCAAGUGAAUGCGUCACCAUUUGGGUUUUUUUUUUUUUUUUCCUUUUUUUCUGGGAUGACAUGAGAGUGGACGUCAUUCCCGCACCUCCACGCGCUGCUUUCUAAUCCACUCGCUUCUUUUUUCUGGAGGUAACGACACUUGGGUUUUUUUUGGGGGGGGGGUGUUUGUUUUUUCUGAGCUACAUAAUUUCCCAGUUGUGUGUGUGUGAGAGAGAAUUUAAAUUCUGCAGUUGAGGAGCGUCGUGAUCCCCCCCCCCCACCCCCUCUUGUAUUUUUUUUGUCCUCCUGGCGUGUGCGUGGAUGUGCGCGCGCCCGCUGACGUCGAGCCGCCCCACCACCAGCCGCCGCCGCCACACUCGGCGCGCUCCUGAGCGAUGGCGUCCCCGGGCUUCUGGUCCCUAGGUGCGGGGGACAAUUCGGGCAGCCGGAGCCCCAACACGCCCCGGGCUUGGUGCCAGGCGGCGGCCCAGAAACUCUCCGGAGGGCUCGGAUCCAAAUUAUGUGCGCUCCUGAACGUGGCGGAGGGCGACAAAGGCGGCGCCGAGCCCCCCGCCGCCACGCGGCAACCGGACGCCGCGGACGGCAGCUGCGGAUGCAACAAAAGCUGCAACUGCACCAAAGACGCCGUCCGAGGCUUCUCCGACCUCUAUUCAACAGACCUCCUGCCGGCCCUGGACGGCGACGCCAAGACGCUGAGCUUCCUGCAGGAGGUGGUGGACAUCCUGCUGGCCUACAUCGUGGAGUCGUUUGACCGCGACAGCAAAGUCAUCGACUUCCACUACCCCAGCGAGCUGCUGCAGAACAACAACUGGGAGCUGCAGCACGAGCCCAGCACGCUGGACGACAUCUUGAUCAGCUGCCGCGCCACGCUCAAGUACGCCAUCAAAACAGCCCACCCCAGGUACUUCAACCAGCUCUCCACUGGAUUGGACAUGGUGGGCCUGGCAGCUGAUUGGCUGACGUCCACCGCCAACACCAACAUGUUCACGUACGAGGUGGCGCCGGUGUUCGUGCUGCUGGAGUACGUGACGCUCAAGAAGAUGCGCGAGAUCAUCGGCUGGCACGACGGCCGCGGCGACGGCAUCUUCUCGCCCGGUGGCGCCAUUUCCAAUAUGUACGCCAUGCUGCUGGCCCGCUUCAAGAUGUUCCCUGAAGUCAAGGAGAAAGGAAUGUCAUCCGUUCCCCGGCUGGUGGCCUUCACCUCCGAACAUAGUCAUUUCUCCAUCAAGAAAGGAGCAGCGGCUUUGGGCAUCGGCACCGAGAGCGUCAUCUGCAUCAAGGCCGACCAAAGCGGCAAAUUGAUCCCCGCUGACCUUGAGCGGCGAAUUGUGGAGGCCAAACAGAAGGGUUUCGUGCCGUUCUUCGUGAGCGCCACGGCGGGCACGACGGUGUACGGCGCCUUCGACCCGCUCGUCGCCAUUUCCGACAUUUGCAGGAAGUACGACGUGUGGAUGCACGUGGACGGUGCGUGGGGAGGAAGUCUGCUCAUGUCCCGGAGACACCGGUGGAAGUUGGACGGCGUUGAGAGGGCCAAUUCGGUGACUUGGAACCCGCACAAGAUGAUGUCGGUGCCGCUGCAGUGUUCUGCCUUGCUGGUACGCGAGGAGGGCCUGAUGCAGAAGUGCAACCAGAUGCAGGCCUGCUACCUAUUCCAGCAGGACAAACACUACGACCUGUCGUACGACACCGGCGACAAGGCGCUGCAGUGCGGGCGCCACGUGGACAUCUUCAAGCUGUGGCUCAUGUGGAGAGCCAAGGGUACCGUCGGCUUCGAGGCGCAGAUCGACAAGUGUUUGGAUCUGUCCGAGUAUCUGUACAACAAGAUCAAGGACAGGGAAGGAUACCAGAUGGUCUUUGACGGAAAACCUCAGCACACCAACGUUUGCUUCUGGUAUCUCCCGCCUGGGAUGCGCUACAUGGAUGACACAGACGAGAAGAAGAAACGCUUGCACAAGGUGGCGCCAGUGAUCAAGGCGCGCAUGAUGGAGUACGGGACCACCAUGGUGAGCUACCAGCCGCAGGGGGACAAGGUCAACUUCUUCCGCAUGGUCAUCUCCAACCCGGCCGCCACCUUCCAGGACAUCGACUUCCUCAUCGAGGAGAUCGAGCGUCUGGGCCAGGAUCUCUAACUCGCUAUGCUUGAUUUCCUUCCAAAACUCACAGUAUAUUUGCCAUUUUCAAGUUAUAUGCAGUGAACCCCCGUUUAUUGGAUAAGUUCCAGACCCACCCGCAAUACAGAGAUACUAUAAUAUUUUGAUUGUUGUUUUACCCCUGCCACAUGCUUAAUACGCAUUUAAUCUUAGCAAAACAUACUUUUCAAAGUACAGUUGGUAAUUCACUUCUUGCAGAUUCACAUAUUCACAAAUGUUUGGGGGAACCUGUCCGUUAUUAUGUUAUUUGCUGUUUUUUUUUGCUCAUGCCAAAGUCCUAUCUAAUACAAAAGUCAUGCUUUGCUGCCAUCUCGUGGCAUCCAUUGGCAGUUAUAAACCUUUCUGCGGGGGAAAUUGGUGGAUUUCCACUAUUUGUGGCAUGGCCCAAUCCCCGAACACUUCAUUCUUUAGUACCUGUUUCCACUCUCUCGCUGUCAAGAAACGGAAACUAUUGUAUAACAUCGCUUUGAGGAAUCGAAAAGAUCAGCUCGCACAGAUUUCCAAAUAAGAGGCAACUGUGCUUGCUUCAAGCUGUUUAUUUGUCACUCCCAGGUAAGGUUUACUGUGAAACUGACACAUUAAGAAAGAGAGAAUUCGAAAUUGUAUAUUGAAACACCAAAAUGCAAAACUGUACAUAUAAUAACAGAAGGCCGCUAGCUUAAUGCUAACAUAAUGCGAAACACCGUAGCCUGGCUAAAGUAAAAUUAGCAUUAGCAUGCGUCACGCUGCAUCUUUUCCAGUGGACUCUAAUGUUGCCCGGCAUGUUGUAGCACAACGUGGUACUACACUGAAGGCGCAUAACUCUAAAUUCGGACUGUACACUGUGAAAACCCAUGAAAAAUUAUCAUGAAAAAAAAUGGCGAUAUAAAACGAUAAACGAUGAACCGCGAUAUUCCUGGGGUUCACUGUGUAUAUAUAUUUAUAUAUAUAUAUAUAUAUUAUGUAUGGUAGCUUUACUGUGGACUGAUGCGGUCCAAAGCUUUGUACAAGUGCUUCUGUCUGCCUUUUUCCGCUAGUGUCGUCCUAACAAACAAACAUGUGAUAAUCGGUGUAUUUGCUGUGCUAAUACGUGAUAUGUGUAGUAAGUCCAUGAUGAUUAAUAUUUUGAUUAUUUUUGUAAAAAAAAAAAAAAAAUAUUUUUUGACGGCGAUGUGGUAAUGUGCCGAAUUGUCUGUCCAUUUGCGUAAAUCUCAUUUGUAAGUAAUUUUCAAACAAAGCACUUGGCCUUCCUUACCUCAACGUAAUCGAAUGCCAUCGCAUCUCACCCUAGCGCUAGCCCCAUGGCUAAUUUGCUAGUGGUAAUCUAGCGCUCGCGACUUCUACCCUCAAAAAGUGAUGCCGUACAAAUAGGAACCGAGUGAAUCAGUGGUAUGAAACACGUCUAUGCUAUUAGCUUAGCGGUGCAUUCUAAACAUGGUGUCUAAUGUGCAAAAUGAUUUGAUUGUUAGCGCAAAAUUAGCUCCAAACAAUCAUUUUUUUGCCAGGUUUGUGGCUAUUUCCAACAUUUGGUAGCGCUGGGUCCAAAACUAGCUAGCUAGCUCAGAAAUGCGUUAUCAAGCGCUUGCGACUUCAAUCUACCAAAGAGAUGACAUACUUUUAGGGGCCAAAUUAAUUAAGGAUGUUAGACAACAUGAUCACAUGGUAACUAGCGCUAAAGAGUUGGAACCCUGGUUUCAGAACAAGCUAACAUUAUGAAAUUUCAAAUAAACGUAACACAAAAAGCCCUUCACUUUCUUUACCUUGGCAUAAUUGACUGAUUAUCAUUACUCGAUUAGCAGGAAGGAAUCUAAACAUGGUGGCUAAUAUUUCACUAUUUUAGCUACUAAAUUAGCGUAAAACUAUCAUUCCAGCCAAAUUUAAGGAUAUUCUAAAGAGGCGGUAGUGCUGGUUCUACAACUAGCUAGCUCAGAAAAGUGUAAUUGACUGUUUUCUCAUGCCACAUACUCUUCCUGCGGCCAACUUGUUAAUGCUAAUGCACUUCUCGUGACUUGGGUGCUUUUAGUGAUGACGUCCAAAUAGGAACCGAGGGAACCCAGGAUGUUUAAAGUGAUUGUACGGGAGAUUUUAAGAUUGUGAUUAACUUCAUGGCUAAUGUGGAAAUCAAAACAUGGCGGCUAACAUUCAGCUAAGGCACAAGAGGACAGUUAGCGUAAAAUUUGUGUAAAACUAUCAUUUUAGCCCAUUAAAAAAAAAAAUUCUCUCAGAGUUGAUAGCACUGAUUCGAGACCUAGCUAGCUUAGAAAGACGUCAUUUUUCACAUCCCGCGUGCUUGCCCUACAGCUAAUUUACUAAUGCCACUGUAGCGCUUGCAAUUUGCCUGCUUUAAGUGCGGACGCCCAAUCAGGAACUGAAGGAAUCCAGGAUGUUUAAAGUGCACUAAUACUUGGACAAAGAUGCUGUUUUUAUUUAGUUAUUUUUUAGCCUGUAGCAUUGCUAACCGUAGGCUACCUGCUAACAGAGGCCACAGUAAUCCAAUACAGGAGCUUUAUUACAGCAAAUAUUUUUGCCGUAGUGGUAUUAGUUUUUUUCAGGGGGAGCGAUCCAAUUGUUAAAACGUCAAUUUUCCAAAUGUCCCCCUUAAUACUGAGGAUGACAAAAUUUUAUUCUAUUAAGUUGUGUAUUGAAAUGAAAAAAUAAUAAUAUUGUGCCCACUGAAUACUUGCGGUGCAGACUACAUUCUGGCACCAUCAAUCUAGUACGGUUUCUAGAUUGAAUAUAUUUGGCGGGAAAAAGGCACUAGUACACUUGUUCCUCCUUGAUUGAUUCGAAAGGAAUUUUGAUGAAAUGAUUGAUAGUAAGAAAAGCACAAUUAUCUCCACACUCAUUCACUUUUGACGCUCAAUCAAAUGUAAAUAGUGCUGGGGGAGGUGUAUGUAGUACUUGUAUAUAAGAUGUAUAACCAGAGAUUAUUUGUGACAUUAACUCUCAAUUUUUUUUGCAGGGGUGGGCAAAGUAUUAUAUGAGUUAUUUAAAAUGUCUGGUUUUAUUCAUUUAUCCCACUAUGCCUUGUCACUGGGAUAAACAAAAUCAGUAAAAAUAAGUUAUUUGACAGUUACUUUAUUGAAUAAUUGGCUAAUUAAUUACAAUUGAAUACAUUAUAAAUAAUUAUAAGAAUUAUUAUUAUUUUACUGUUAAAAAUAAUUUCACAUAGACAUUUGACCUUUUUUAUUUUAUGAGCUGGCUCAUUUGUCCCAAGUUAAAAAUCUAAUGUGACCCUUGAACUUAAAACUUUGACCUGCCCUCCCGUGAUGUAGUGUCAACUUGAAUGUAUUUUCAUCCCGUGUGUGUGCGUGAAGGAGUGUGUGUGUGCUGUUCCUCGUCGUGGUGACCUUUGUGAGCCGGGAAGCACUUUUUGUUGUGACACGUGAUGGUUUGUGUGUUUGUGGCGUAUUUUUGCUGCCUUAUAGUCCAACUUUGCCAGUAUUGUCUAUAGAUCAUACCACCCGACACACUUAUGCUCUCGUGUGGGGCUUUUGCACUUUUGCCUACACACACUCUCACACAAACUAUAUAUAUAUAUAUAUAUAUAUAUAUAUAUAUAUAUAUAUAUAUAGACACACACACACACACGAGCCUAUGAUGUGCAAUGUCGUUGUUCCUUAAUGAGGGUGACAAAUGUGCUUAUAAGUAACCUUGAAUGUGCAAUCAACAAUAAUCUGUUUUAUUUUUUUUGUAUUCAGCAAAACCUCCAAAGGGAAAUUUGCCCCAAAAAAUUAAGAAUUUGCCUCAAUGAAACAUAAAUGUCUCUAAAGCAAAUCACGUAUAAGAUUAAAAUGUAUUUAAAAUUGUACCAAACUAAAUGCUAAAAAACAGUUCUCAAAGAUUAAAUGCAAACGUUUUGAAGUUAAAAGUUAAAUACAACUGAACUCAACUCAACAGAUGGACUGGAUUUUAAAACUGCAACAUUAAACAGUUUCAACAUUCAAUUCAGUGAUUCUGUGGCAUACCACUAGAGGGAGUCCGUGUACCACUAGUACACUAAUACCACACUUUAUUACCCAGCUAGUUCAUCAAGCAGAUGCUAACUGUAGCAUGUAGCUUAAUGUCUUUCCGUCACCUGUCGCUUAGGCGUCUUCGAAGGCUGUGCAAUUUUACGUUAUUUGGGUAUUUUUAUUUGCUAGUCAAUAUCGAUACUCUGUAAUAGCAUGUAGCUGAAAAGCUAAAUAGCUACUUACUACCUUCUCUUUAUACUGAAAUUAUACACAAUUAGCCUGUACAUUUAAAAGAUUUACAACAUGAAGCGUGUUUCCACGUGUACUAACCUUUUUCUGAAAAACACACCUAUUUGCUUUCUAUAAAGUCAGGGGAGGAGCUUCAUUCGGCGAGGCCACCUCCUGUGUGAUCUAAAAGUUGUGCUUUACCGCCAUCUUGUGGCAUCUAUUAGGAACUACCAAAUCGCACACUGUUAAGUUUAGUGUUGCACUUUGGAGGUUGUGCUGUAUUUUUAUUUUUUCCGACACUUCGACAUGGGCGGCACCCGACCAAGAAGUUUUGGCGCCCGCUAAUGGCUAACCGAAAACUUUAGCGUGCGUUAACGGCGGCACGCUCGCGCUUCCAGCUGGGCUCCCUUUGCACGUGCAUGCAUGCGCUUCCUCGCCUUGCCCUGCUUACUCUGUGGGAUGUUGCGCCUCCUAUAUAUGCACAUAUAUAUAUAUAUAUAUCUUUACGUAUCUAUCCACGUCUAUCUAGUAUCUAUCUAUGCUAUAUUAUCUAUAUUCAAGUCAGUGUGUGGCUUUGUAAGUAGCUGGUCCAGCUUGUAAUUGUCGUGUUUGGGCUUCGUUUGUGUUUCUAUCCGUGCCGCCAGCAUGCCGAUUUCGCCACUACGCUCUGUCUUCUUCUUCUGCCUUUUCUGUCGCUUCUGCCUGCGUGUCACAUUAUAUUCUCGCUGCAUGUCCUCUUCCAUGGCUGGCCGGCCGGCCGCACUCUGCCUCCGUAUUUAACCUCUCUCUCUCUUUGGCCCGGGGGGCCUCUGGCCGCAGCGAGUCGUCGCCGCCGUUCGGGAGUCUCGACGUCGUGUCGGAUGUUUUGUUUCAGGAUGGACAUUUGAGCCCUUGAAGCAGGAAAUAUUGAUCGAAUCCUCAUUAUUUGCUACUGUAAGCAAUUAAUAAGCCUUCAUUGACACUAGAUAAUAUGGUGGAAAUGUAUAUUCUGUAAAGUGAUGUGCUGGAGUCAACAUGCAUUUGUCCUGAAAUAUGUAUUACUCUUUGGCGAAGAAAAUAUAGGAAUAAAUAUUGUAAGUAAUCCAAAACAUAAA